AUGGCCUCUCUUAUCGACAGUGCCCUCGCAGUCACUUCUGUUGUGGGAAGCAUUCUUUCCUCCGUUGAGAGCGCCGUGUCCGUGACUGUUGGGGAUACGGAUACGGAUACGGAUGCCACCACGGCGACGGCAACACCUACGCCUACGCCUGCCAGCGCCAGUCUUGCUGAUUCGACAUUUCGUACGUCUGCUGAAACAGGCGCGGCCUCAAUCACGGGCGCAAGUUCGACCCAGACUGAAAGUGGUGCGCCGCCAUCAUCCACUCCAAGCGAACCUGCCGCAUAUUACAUUCAGAAAUAUGGCCUCUCCGCUGGCGCAAAAGCUGGCAUCGCCAUUGGAGCUGUUAUCCUCUUCAUCAUGAUAUUCGUUGCUGUGCUGCUUGUCCGAAGGCGUCGACAGCAAAAGAGAUCGUACCGCUUAGGCUCGGGCGUGCCGGGUCCUCCAUUUCGGCACUUAGGAGACGAAGCUCCACCUCCUGUCCUGGAGAGAGUACAUGUGCCUCCUGUCACCGAGAUCUACUCUCCUGACACUGAGAGACUAUAUCCGCCGCCAUACUCUGAAAGAUCGCAACAAGAGCUAUCUGCUACUAGGCAGGCAGAACAUCAAGACCUGUCCUAUCCACGCCAAAAUUCUGAACUGCACGGCACCAGUUUGUCCAGAAAUGAAAGAGGAUAUUCAUCUGAACAAGAAGUCGGCGUGACCCGGAAUUGCCAGCACAGUGCGGAGUUGCAGGUAGGUAAGCUUGCCUUUGGACGCAGACAAUAUCAGGCUCUGAACUCAUGCGUCUAUUUCACAGUGAUCAAUGCCGAAACACCAAGCACAGAUCAGAACGGCAGAGCUGGAUUCGGAGGAUCGACGACAGGACGAGGCUAA
Exophiala xenobiotica is the source of this 873-nucleotide messenger RNA. RefSeq lists its product as uncharacterized. Lineage: Eukaryota; Fungi; Ascomycota; Eurotiomycetes; Chaetothyriales; Herpotrichiellaceae. Bases 1 to 873 code for a protein of 290 amino acids. The transcript has a single exon. The record is from RefSeq and is a predicted model, not a curated record.